Messenger RNA from Acaulospora morrowiae, 594 nucleotides. The record is from the annotation of a GenBank genome assembly. Lineage: Eukaryota; Fungi; Glomeromycota; Glomeromycetes; Diversisporales; Acaulosporaceae.
AUGGCAAACCCACAAAAUGAAUCUCAAGAGAAAAAGGUUAAGAAACUAGAGAAAUACUUAAGGAGGUUCAAGGCUGCGGUUCUCCCCAUUCCCAUCGGGAAACUUAAGGCAACCGAUAAGAGAAAAUCAACCGACUCAACCUCGAACCAAAACACACAUAAAUCAACCAACAUCGAAAAUUCAGCUAAGAAAAACGAGACAGUCAUAACAGUCAAAGACAAACCAAUAGUUGAUAUGCCAAUCACUAAGAAUUCUGGUGAGAACUCGGAAACCGUUGAGAAUAUCAUGGACAAUAACCAAAACAAAUAUUCAGAACCGACCUUAGUACCAGCUACAUCUUUUCUCUUGUUAAACAGCCACGACAUAAUUAUUCCUUUGAACACCGAUUCUUUCACUUGUCCUCAAUGUCACACCCCUCAUUCAGUCCAUUUUGUUCGUGAGGAUACCGAACAAGGUGAAUCGAAGGAAAUUUACAUCUGUUUAUCACAUGGUAAUCAUGGUUGUGGAUGGGAAGGCAUUCAGAAACCAGAUGAAAAUGAAAUCCAUGAAAACAUCACUGCCAAUAUUGGCUUCAAACCGUUGAGACUUAAUUGA